Molecule: messenger RNA, 2555 nt
Organism: Cryptomeria japonica (Japanese cedar)
Lineage: Eukaryota; Viridiplantae; Streptophyta; Pinopsida; Cupressales; Cupressaceae
Product: sulfhydryl oxidase 1
Exons: 12
Coding region: 414-1997 (527 amino acids)
Biological process (GO): protein folding
Cellular component (GO): Golgi membrane
Molecular function (GO): protein disulfide isomerase activity; flavin-dependent sulfhydryl oxidase activity
Source: RefSeq, a predicted model, not a curated record
CUCUGAUUUAGGUAAAAAAUCCAACUAAAAAGAAACAAGAAGAAAAACAAGGAAACCGGAAUUAAAUUCUAAAGAUUCUUCCAAAUGGCCGCAUGUAUCGCCGGUCAACUAAAUGGAAGGUCUCGAGCUCGAUUCGUAGCAAAUCUGAGGAUUUAUUAAAAUGAAAAGACGUAAAAUGCGACCAUUCUUCGUACCUGCAACUACAGUUAAUCAUUAAUUUAGUUAACGAACAUUCUGCUGAAAUAUAAACAGAUCGCAGUUCCCGUAGGGACUUUUGAAGGCUUUUUGUAUGUAUUUGCGAAUUUAAAUCCCCGUUUCAGGGUUCUCAAUGUGCAAAUACAUUUGCACGAAAUCCUUCUGACACAUCGAAUGGUAGCAGCAAACGCCGUUAAAAAGCCGGCCGAGAAGAGACAAUGGAUCCGAUGUUGUAUGAAAGGCGUACCAGAUUUCCAGGGGUUUUUAUCUUGUUUAUGGUUUUGGUAAGCCUUGGAACAGUGGGGGCACAGGGACAAGAAUGGGCUGGGCGAGCUUUGAUGGCGCGGAAAAUUGACGAGCCCGCCCAAGGCGAUGUUGAUGCUGCCGUUGAAUUGAAGAAGGACGAUUUUAAUAGAACUCUGUCGGUGGCUCCGUCCUCCUGGACAAUUGUAGAGUUUUUCGCACAUUGGUGUCCUGCAUGUCGGAACUACAAGCCUCAUUAUGAAAAAGUUGCCAGGCUUUUUAAUGGACCUAAUUCUGCACAUCCUGGUAUCGUUUUUAUGACGAAGGUUGAUUGUGCAUUGAAGGUAAAUACAAAGUUGUGUGACAGAUUUUCAGUUAGUCAUUAUCCUUUGCUACUUUGGGGUCCACCAUCAAAGUUUGCUUUUGGUAGCUGGGAGCCUAAUGCAGAUAGUGGGAUAGAACCAAUUGAGAAUGCUCGCACAGCUGAGAGUUUGCUGAAAUGGAUCAAUAAGAAGAUUAGCAAGUCAUAUAAUUUGGAUGAUGAGAAAUUUGAAAAUGAAUUACCAGCAAAUGCUUCUGAUCCUGUAGAGGUUGCGCGAUCUAUAUAUGAUAUCGAGGAAGCCACUGCAAAUAUUUUUGAAAUCUUUGUGGACAAUAAGGCAAUCAAUUCUGAUGCACGGGUGUCUUUUAUAAGAUUUUUGCAACUUGUAGCAGUUCAUCAUCCAUCUAAAAGGUGCCGAAGAGGCAGUAUGGAGAUAUUAGUGAACUUUGAUGAGCUUUGGCCUUCACAUCCAUGGUCAAGUGAUAGUAAACAGGGAGUACAGCUCCGUGAAAAAGAUGCUUUCAGGAACCUGCAUGUCUGUGGAAAAGAAAUUCCUCGUGGGUACUGGAUCUUUUGCCGUGGCAGCAAAAAUGAAACUCGAGGAUUGAGUUGUGGCCUCUGGCUUCUUUUCCAUUCUUUGUCAGUAAGGAUUGAAGAUGGUGAGAGUAUGACUACUUUUACUGCGAUAUGUGACUUUGUUCAUAAUUUUUUCAUCUGUGAGGAGUGUCGCCAACAUUUCUUUGAGAUGUGUUCCAGGGUUCGAGAACCUAUGAAAUCUCGCUAUGAGUUUUCUCUUUGGCUUUGGCGUGCACACAAUGAGGUUAAUGAGAGGUUAAUGGUUGAAGAAGCUUCUCUACAAACUGGUGAUCCAAAAUUUCCAAAAAUGAUAUGGCCGCCAAAGCAGCUCUGUGCAUCAUGUUGGAUCUCUAGCAAGAAAUAUAAUAGCACACAUGUUGAUGUUAAUUGGAAUAAUACAGCAGUAUACCAGUUUCUUCUUGAUUUUUAUGGGCGGAACAUUAAAUUUCCUUUACGAGAUAAUGAUCAAACUGAAAAUAUUAAGCUGGAAUCAGCUCUUGUUGAGGACAUAACCCCUAGUAAUGCUGUAACGGUACCUAUUGGUGCUGCUGUUGCAAUUGCCAUUGCAAGCUGUGGAUUUGGAGCAGUCGCAUGUUUCUGGCGAAUGCAGCAAAAGAAGCGUAAGCAUCCAAACCAAUUCCAUUCCUUCAAGCACAUAUGAUUUAAUUAAGAUCUUUGUCGUAGCCUGUUUGUAAAUUUAUCACACGGAAGCUGAUCAAACUUGAGAAAAAAAUGAGAGUUUACCUAAUGAGGAAUCCAACAGCUAAUGUGCACAGUUUUGCGCGGGUCAAUAUCCAAUAUGUUGUUAAGUUGCGAAAGUUUAGAAAGGAAAUGCAGAUAUUCAAUUAAUAUUUGUUCAUUGUUUUAAUGUUUUCUGAUAUUGCAUUCAGAUGCAUUAUUAUCAUGAUGCAAGUUUAUCUUGUUAAUUCUAGUCGUAGGCAACAUUUGUAUUCUUUUCUAGUGUUAGUUAAUGGCAUAUGCAAUCAUGGAAUGACACAAUAAUUUUCAGUAUGUGUCUCCAUGAUAGCUCACUGUCUUGCUUCGAUGCAAAAUAUGUUUGCUGAAAUGUAUUUGAUGUUACACGCUGAUUUUAGGCCCUCUAUUUUACAGCCAAAUCCAAAACAAUUUUGUGUGAGAAAAAUUAGAUGGGAGCUAAACUAAUUUGCGGAUGACUGGCCAUACACAAUUUUCUGUUUCUUUAAUUUCUGGCAACUGAUUA